AUGUCGCCAAAAAGGAGCUUCCAUGGAGAAAUGGAGAACUGCUCAUCCUUGUACACCUGCCCAGACACUACCGGAAACUGCUUCCACAUGGAGUCUCGAACAGCUAUCUGCACUUGCGCAUCCGAAGGCUUGAACGCGUGGAAGGUAGCAUCAAGAAAUUCCAGCGUGGCACGGUUGGUGGUUUGGCCUUCAACGACAGCAGCACGGGCACGUUUGCGCAACAACGGAAGCCAUCCGGGGACCCAAGAUGGAGGACUCCAGCCGCCUCUUGCUCGUGCUGCCUCCAACAACGACUUCAAGCACGAUCUGCAAGCCCCCCGGCAGGCCUCUUCACGCCCUGCACAUGGUUGUGGAGUGGACAAGGACUACAGUCGGUCGGCGGCUCCUGCGUCUAAGAGCUGGAAGAACCGUUGGGGUGACCAAGAUUCGACCACUGCCGCUCCACUCAGUCUUCGCGAGGGCGCGGCACCGGAGAUGGCGGGCGAGGGCAAGCCGUGGGGACCCAGCCUACCAGGUCUUCGCCGGCGGGCCGCCACCGCCGGAGCAGGAGUCGGAGCGCAGAACGUCAACAGCGCACCAAUGCUUCGUCUAGGCGUGGGCGCAGCCGGAGCGGAGACCGUCGUGGGAGAAACACGCCGUCGUCUAGGCGUAGCCGCAGCCGGAGCCAGAACCGGAGCGGGGGCAACAGCAGGGCGACCAGCACUGACAACAGUCGCGGUGGAAAAGGGGGACGGAAGUCAGGCCACGGUAACAGGCAAGUCAUGCAUGAUCGGGGUGGUUUUCUUGGCUCUGGAUUGUUGGGGGAAAAUAUGGAUGUGA
Molecule: messenger RNA, 819 nt
Organism: Ectocarpus sp. CCAP 1310/34
Lineage: Eukaryota; Phaeophyceae; Ectocarpales; Ectocarpaceae
Source: the annotation of a GenBank genome assembly